UAAGAACCUUAUCUUUAAGAUAUAAUAUUAUUGAGAUUGUGAAUGGCAGAUACAGAAUCAGAGAAAUUGAAACGGACAGCAGAGGAGGAGAAAGGUAGGGAAUAUGAAGAAGGACAGGAAAAGGUAGAAAAAGUAGAAAAAGAUAGGGAAAAAGUGGAAAAAAAGGAAUUAGAAGAAGAAGAAAAAGAAGAAGAGAAGAAAUUACCGGGAACAUAUACAGAUGAAAAAGUACAAGUACCGGAAGGGUUUGAAGGGGAUAUGUUUUCACUUACGUAUGAUAUACGGGAAGGGAAUCCAUUUCCAGAGAAUCCAGAUGCGCCGAAAGAAUUACAUCAAUUAACGAUUCGAGCGUUAGUAGUGGGAUCACUUUUGGGGUCGAUAGUAGCAUCAUCGAAUAUAUAUUUGGGGUUAAAAACAGGGUUUACAUUUGGGGCACAACUAUUUGGAGCGAUUUUUGGAUUUGCAAUUCUUCGGUUUAUUUCGAAAGUGAUGCCAGAAUGGUUUGGAGGAGGGUUUUUUGGACCGAAAGAGAAUUGUACGGUUCAAACAGCGGCAACGGCAGCAGGAGGUAUGGCGGGUAUGUUUGUAUCAUCUAUACCUGCUAUGUAUUCAUUAAACCUUCUUGGAUCGGGGCCGGAAGAGGAUUUUUGGCGUCUGGUAAGUUUUACGGCGGUUAGUGCAUAUUAUGGGUUAUUCUUUGUUAUUCCAUUGCGAAGGUUUUAUAUUAUUUAUCAAAAAUUAGUAUUCCCGACGUCAUCAGCAUGUGCAUUAACGAUUCAUUCAUUACAUUCCGGAGCGGUAGCGCAUUCGGUUAUGAAGAAAAAGAUAUGGUCACUUUCGAUAUCAUUUCUGGCGGCUAUUGUUCUUCGUGUUUGCGCCGAUUAUUUGCCAGGUAUACUUUGGGAUUGGCAUCUCUUUUGGUGGUUAUAUAAAGCGGGAUGGAAAGGAAUUAUUGGAGCGGAAAAUUGGGGAUGGUGGAUUGAGCUUACACCGGCAUUUUUCGGUGUUGGUUUCUUUUCGGGAUUAAAUGCAGCGGCUAGUUUCUUCAUUGGAUCCGUUUUAUCAUGGGCUAUUAUAGGACCUAUUAUAUCCAAAACAGGUAUUGCACCUCAUUAUACGGUAUUAUCUCCGGAACAUCCUGAUUGGGUAUCCUAUUCUUCUAUGAGUUUACAGUCUUCAUUGAAUCCGAAUGGAUUUGAUCCUAUUAAAUCCUCAUCACCUCGAUAUUGGUUACUUUGGCCCGGUGUUAUGCUUAUGUUGUGCUCAUCUUUCGCCGAAGUUAUCAUGAAUGGACCAGUUUUGUGGUUAGGAUUGAAACGGGUCAUUCUUGUUCUUUAUUAUAAACUACGUCGUAAGGAAGUUCCCGUUUUCAAAAAUGCCAUUCAAGAUCCUGCACCCCCUGAAACUCAGAUUCCAGCAUGGCAAUGGGUGCCAUUAUUGAUUGUAUCGAUUAUUUUUACGUGUGUUGUUCUUACGUUGCAAUAUGAUAUCAGCGUUGGGUUAUCUCUUCUUGCUAUAUUUUUAGGUUUUCUUUUCUCUUUUAUUGGUGCGCAAUCUUCAGGUGCAACCGAUGUUAAUCCUGUUUCGAUUUGUGCUAAAUCUUCUCAAUUGGUUUUCGGUAGUAUUUCGAGUGCGCAAAAGAUGGACGAAAUCUCGGCACAAAGACUUAAUCUUAUCGCUGGUACUGUGGCAUCAUCGUCUGCUUCACAAUCGGUUGAUAUGAUUGGCGAUUUGAAAACAGGUCAUCUUCUUGGUGCUUAUCCUAAAGUUCAAUUUUAUGCACAAGUAAUUGGAUCUUUUUUCUCUAUCUGGAUAAGCGUAGCUCUCUACAUUUUGUUUGACAAAGCUUAUCCAUGUUUUACGACUCAAUUUAUGCCUGGAUAUCCAAACACUCAAAAAUGUGUUUUCGGUGCACCAUCCAUUGCUUCAUGGAGAGCAGUUGCUAGUGCUAUGACUAAUGAGCGAUUACCUAUCCCUCCAUCUUCCGGAUACACCUCAAUUGCUCUCGGUAUUAUAGCUGCUGCUACUGUUGUAUUCAAGUAUACUUAUUCUCCCGAAAAAUAUCGCCCAUUUAUUCCAAAUUUUAAUGCAAUUGGUCUCGGAUUCGUCGUGCCACAAACACAUUAUGCAACAGUCAUGUUUAUCGGUGCUAUUGUUGCCUAUUUCUGGAAGAGAGCUAAACCCGUUUCUUAUGAUAUUUAUGCUCUUUCUAUUGCUACCGGCUUUGCUGCUGGUGAAGGCAUGGGUGGUGUUCUCAAUGCUAUUACACAGAUCUCUGGUGUUAGCGGAAGCGUUUAUGGUUCAAGUGUUGGUUGUCCAUAUGAUUCAUGGUGUGGUUAAUCAUUAUACUUAAUCUUUUUUUUAUGCUAUACUUUAUUUCUUACAA
Messenger RNA from Pneumocystis carinii B80, 2386 nucleotides. RefSeq lists its product as hypothetical. Gene Ontology annotation, cellular component: fungal-type vacuole membrane. The record is from RefSeq and is a predicted model, not a curated record. The transcript has 2 exons. Bases 43 to 2340 code for a protein of 765 amino acids. Gene Ontology annotation, molecular function: oligopeptide transmembrane transporter activity. NCBI's taxonomy places the organism in Eukaryota, Fungi, Ascomycota, Pneumocystomycetes, Pneumocystales, Pneumocystaceae.